This is a messenger RNA of Megalops cyprinoides (Indo-Pacific tarpon), 1718 nucleotides long. Its product is annotated as small glutamine-rich tetratricopeptide repeat-containing protein alpha-like. Gene Ontology annotation, biological process: post-translational protein targeting to endoplasmic reticulum membrane. Bases 108 to 1055 code for a protein of 315 amino acids. The transcript has 12 exons. Lineage: Eukaryota; Metazoa; Chordata; Actinopteri; Elopiformes; Megalopidae. The record is from RefSeq and is a predicted model, not a curated record. Gene Ontology annotation, molecular function: protein binding; molecular adaptor activity. Gene Ontology annotation, cellular component: TRC complex; membrane.
CGCAGCUAGCCACCACGUAGUGUGAGGAAGCCGCUUAGACCCAAAGACGGGAGGGCUUUUAACCAAACUCUACAUUCUGACAGCAGAGGUUUCCACCUCCGACAAAGAUGGCUGACACAAAGCGCCUUGCAUACUCCAUCAUUCAGUUUCUUCAUGACCAACUCAACUCUGGGAGCUUGUCGUCAGAUGCACAGGAAAGCUUAGAAGUUGCAAUCCAGUGUUUGGAAACAGCGUUCGGGGUCUCCACUGAAGACCAGAGCCUGGCAGUGCCACAGUCGUUGCCUGAGAUUUUUGCCUCAGCAACAGCCAAGUAUCCAGAUGCCCCCCAGGUGAAGGUGAGCCCUGUCCCCCAGCCCCCCACGGAGGGAGAGAUAGCAGAAGCUGAGAGGCUCAAAACUGAAGGCAACGAGCAGAUGAAGGUGGAAAACUUCCCUGCGGCUGUGGAGUUCUACACAAAAGCCAUUGAGAUAAACCCACAGAAUGCAGUUUACUUCUGUAACCGGGCUGCGGCGUACAGCAAAUUGGGUAAUUACGCCGGCGCCGUGCAGGACUGUGAGCGUGCAAUUGGAAUUGAUCCUGGCUACAGCAAAGCAUACGGCAGAAUGGGAUUGGCUUUGGCGAGCUUAAACAAACACACAGAGGCUGUUAAUUACUACAAAAAAGCCCUGGAGCUGGACCCAGAGAACGAGACGUACAGGUCCAACCUGAAAGUAGCGGAGCAAAAAAUGAAAGAGAUGCCCAGUCCGACUGGAGGAAUGGGGGGCGUGGAUCUGGCUGGGUUGCUAAGUAACCCUGGGUUCAUGAGCAUGGCAUCGAGUCUAAUGAACAACCCUCAAGUGCAGCAAAUGAUGUCUGGCAUGAUGUCGGGGGCAUACGGAUCCGUAGGGGCUGCAGGUGCUCCAGGAACAGGCGGCCCUAAUGACCUCUCCGGGCUCAUCCAAGCGGGACAGCAGUUUGCACAGCAGAUGCAGCAGCAGAACCCAGAGCUGAUCGAGCAGCUGAGGAGUCAAAUCCGUAGUCGACCGCCGAGCGCCAGUCACGAGGAGCAGCCAUGACCCUCUGAAUGAUGAAAGUUUGACAUGAAGAUAGGCUGCCCUUGUACAUUUUAAUCACUUUUGCAACUACAAGGAAACAGUGUUUUUUUUUUUUUGAACAAAAUACUUGCAUGUUUGGUCCCAUUUUUUUUCUUACCCGUAUUCAAAAUAAAAAGCAGGGGGGAAAAAAGUAACAGCCAGCAAGCGUGCAUCGAGGGCAAGCAGUUUAUACCGGGAUCAUCUGGGGAAGCCACCUUUUUGGACUCUGGCACACUUCACCUCAGCUGUUGUAGCGCACAGUUUAAGCGUUAUGUGUGUAACUAAUCCUGUCUGUGCAGACUCUCACAGAGGCGAAUCACUAAGCAGGCUUCCCAAAAAAAAAAAAACAAACUGGAACACCAACUGGACGAUGAAACACCUCACUGUAGCUUUCUUACGUAAUACGUCUGGUGUGUGUUUUUUUUUAAACGCAAGUCAGUUCAAUCGCCUGAAUUUUUAAAGCGUUUAUUUAUGAGAAAUAGCAAGGAAUUAUGUGUAGGAUGUUGUGGAUGUAAUGAAAAAUUGCAGAUAGUUUUUUUUUUCCUUAUGGCUGGUGUCUGUUGUCAUUGAGGAAAAGAAUGAGACUAAAACCAUGAACACCUGUAACAGAAAUACAUUCAGAAAUUCCGGGUUUAGUCUGUUUGA